AUGCAGACGAAGAAGCUCUAUAUCUCCUCCAUACUCUGUUUUCUUCUCUACGGUUCAUUGAUCUCAUGUUCACCAGUUCCAGACCCAGAAGCUGUUGUCGAAGAAGUUCACAAGAGCAUUAAUGCGUCGGUUGCAGGAAGAAGGAAGUUAGGCUAUCUGUCAUGUGCGACCGGAAACCCAAUCGACGACUGUUGGAGAUGUGACCCUCACUGGGAGACAAACCGACAGCGUCUGGCUGAUUGCUCGAUUGGGUUCGGCAAGAACGCGAUUGGUGGUCGAGACGGUCGGAUCUACGUGGUGACCGACUCAGGAAACGACGACCCAGUGAGCCCGAAACCCGGAACGCUAAGGCACGCGGUGAUCCAAGACGAGCCGCUCUGGAUCAUAUUCCAGAGAGACAUGACGAUUCGGCUCAAGGAAGAGCUGAUAAUGAACUCCUUCAAGACCAUCGAUGGUCGUGGCGCCUCCGUACACAUCGCGGGUGGGCCUUGCAUCACAAUCCAGUACGUGACGAACAUCAUUAUCCACGGAAUCCAUAUCCACGAUUGCAAGCAAGGAGGCAACGCUAUGGUGCGGAGCUCCCCACGGCAUUUCGGGUGGAGAACGGUCUCGGACGGUGACGGUGUCUCCAUCUUCGGAGGUAGCCACGUUUGGGUCGACCAUUGCUCGCUCUCCAAUUGCGACGAUGGCCUCAUUGAUGCUAUCAUGGGCUCGACCGCAAUCACACUCUCCAACAAUUUCAUGACGCACCACGACAAGGUCAUGCUGCUUGGUCACAGUGACACUUACGCUCGUGACAAGAAUAUGCAAAUCACUAUUGCUUUUAACCAUUUCGGUGAAGGCCUCGUCCAGAGAAUGCCUAGGUGUAGACAUGGCUACUUCCAUGUGGUGAACAAUGACUACACACAUUGGGAGAUGUAUGCAAUUGGAGGAAGUGCUAAUCCUACAAUCAAUAGUCAAGGGAACAGAUUUGUGGCCCCAAAUAUCAGAUUUAGCAAAGAGGUGACUAAGCACGAGGACGCACCAGAGAGCGAGUGGAGGAGUUGGAAUUGGAGAUCUUCUGGAGAUUUGUUGCUAAACGGAGCAUUCUUCACGCCUUCUGGUGGUGCCUCUUCCUCUUCCUAUGCCAAGGCAUCUAGCCUUGGGGCUCGACCUUCUUCUCUCGUUGGACCAUUGACCUUGUCCUCUGGUGCACUCAAUUGCCGUAAGGGUGCACGUUGCUGA
Messenger RNA from Arabis nemorensis, 1224 nucleotides. NCBI's taxonomy places the organism in Eukaryota, Viridiplantae, Streptophyta, Magnoliopsida, Brassicales, Brassicaceae. The record is from the annotation of a GenBank genome assembly.